Messenger RNA from Drosophila serrata, 1279 nucleotides. Its product is annotated as phosphoglycolate phosphatase. NCBI's taxonomy places the organism in Eukaryota, Metazoa, Arthropoda, Insecta, Diptera, Drosophilidae. The record is from RefSeq and is a predicted model, not a curated record. Gene Ontology annotation, molecular function: phosphatase activity. Gene Ontology annotation, cellular component: cytoplasm.
UUUAUGUGGGAGGGAGUGAGAGGGCGAUAACAGUUUUCCCCAAUCAUCAUGAUGGGGAAUCGCGGCUCCGCCGAUUUAGUCGAGUCGCAAACAUUUGGCGGAGCAGUCUACGGCAGCAGAAAUGUCCAGAGGCGGAGAAGCAAUCAACUUGUCCGAUUUAACCGGGGAGCAGGUGAGCGAGUGGCUCCAAAGCUUCGACACGGUUCUCUGCGACGGCGACGGCACCAUUUGGCAGGAUGACACGCCCAUUGAGGGGGCACCGGAUGUCCUGAAUGCCCUGCAGCAGCGCCAGGGCAAAGCGGUCUAUAUCAUUACGAACAAUGGACUAAAGACACGCCAGGAGCUCUUCGAGCGUUCCCAAAGACUUGGCUUCCAGCUGCCAAGCGACCGACAUAUAAUUUCGCCCACGACCGCCAUAGCCGACUAUCUUGUCCAGAGUCCAGAGUUCGAUGCCAAGCGACACAAGGUUUAUGUGGUGGGCAAUGCGGCCAUUGCACGGGAAUUAAGGCAGCAUGGCAUCGACAGCUACGGAGCCGGUGAGUCGGAGGAACUUGCUCCGGGCGACAAGUGGCCGGACUUUGUGGCUCGCGAGUUUGGUAACCCCAAGGCAGCCGAGAGUGUGGGCGCCGUCGUGGUCGGAUGGGAUGAGUACUUUAGCUAUUGCAAGAUGGCUCGUGCCUGUCACAUCCUUUGCAGCAAUCCCAGCACUGCUUUCCUGGUGACCAACCGUGAUGCCGUUCACAAGUAUCCCGGCUUCUGUAUCCCUGGCACCGGCGCCUUUGUAGCCGGCAUUGAGGCUUGUGCAGAGCGAGAUGCGCUGGAGAUGGGCAAACCAAAUCCCUUGGUCCUUGAGCCGCUGACAAAGUCCGGAGCAUUGCGAACGGAGCGCACGCUUAUGAUUGGUGACUGCCUGAAAAUAGAUGUCGGCUUCGCUAGUAAUUGUGGCAUGUUGUCGCUCCUGGUGGGCACUGGGAGAUACAGCAGUCUCUCGGAUGUCCAGCGGGAGAAGGGUAAGCUGCCCCAGCCAGAUGUGUAUCUCCCCCGAUUGAGCGACCUCCUGUCAUAUUUGUGAGAUAUGCCAGGAUCAGGCCUGGAUCCCCCGCAGCUAUUAACUAUUCUGCUGGCAAGUAACACUCUCUGCUGGAUAUUUUUUGUAUAUUGGAUUGGGUGCCAAAUCGAAGGAUCGAAUAUCUAUCCAAGAACGAAACUAGAUUGAACCUUUCAUGUGUAUAUACAAAAUUAACAAUUGCAUAAAAGACAAUUAAUAAUAAAAUUAAUA